AUGAAAGCAACUGGAAGACGGGAGGAUUUUUCCUCUUCCGGUUUAUCCGUAGAGAAAGGUCAGAAGGAGGUAAAGAUUCUGAGGAGAGACUUAGAGAGCUCCGGCGGUUCAUGGAAUAUACAGUAUCUACCAUUGAAAUUGGUAGAACCCGUUCCGUCCGACAUUGUAAUCUCAAGAAAUCAGACACCAAAAAAUAUUGAACAGCUUGCCAAUGAAAUCGGAAUUUUACCUGAAGAGUUGGAUCCGUACGGUAGGAAGAAGGCAAAAAUAUCUCUGGAUGUGUUGAAGAGACUACAACAUGUGAAAGAUGGGAAGUAUGUUGUAGUAUCAGCAAUCACUCCAACUCCAUUGGGAGAAGGGAAGUCAACAACAACGAUGGGACUUGUUCAAGCGCUAGGUGCACAUCUACACAAAAAUGUGUUUGCAUGUGUUCGUCAACCGUCCCAAGGUCCCACAUUUGGGAUUAAAGGUGGAGCUGCUGGUGGAGGUUACGCUCAGGUUAUUCCCAUGGAAGAGUUCAACUUGCACUUGACAGGAGAUAUCCAUGCAAUUACUGCUGCCAACAAUCUUCUCGCAGCUGCUAUCGAUGCUCGCAUGUUCCACGAAUCCACACAGAAAGAUGAAGCGUUGUUCAAUCGACUUUGUCCGAAAAACAAGCAAGGAAAGCGUCCUCUGUCGGCGGUACAGAAGCGCCGUCUGAACCGUUUGGGAAUCCCGAAUGUUGAGGACGCGAACGAGUUGACUCCGGAACAGCGUGUGAAAUUCAGUCGCCUUAACAUCGAUCCAAACACUAUCACUUGGAAUCGUGUAAUUGACACAAACGAUCGUUUUCUCCGAGGAAUUGAAAUUGGUCUGAGUGCAACCGAGAAAGGUCAUUCACGAAGAACUCAGUUCGACAUUUCUGUUGCUAGUGAAAUCAUGGCUAUUCUGGCUCUGACAAAUUCACUUGGUGAUAUGCGUGAACAAUUCGGUAGAAUUGUUUUCGCAUCGGAUACGGAGGGAAAUCCAGUGACUGCUGAUGAUCUUGGAGUGACAGACGCAUUGACGGUGUUGAUGCGUGACACCGUUCGUCCAAACCUUAUGCAGACUCUUGAAGGAACCCCGGUAUUUGUACAUGCUGGUCCGUUCGCAAAUAUCGCUCCUGGACAAAGCAGUAUACUCGCUGACAAGGUGGCCCUGAAACUUGUCGGCGAACAUGGCUACGUGAUUACGGAGGCUGGCUUCGGUGCGGAUAUCGGCAUGGAGAAGUUCUUCGACAUUAAGUGCAGAUAUUCUGGACUACAGCCUUCAGCCGUUGUGAUAGUUGCAACGGUGCGAGCUCUAAAAAUGCACGGUGGUGGUCCACCUGUAGCUGCGGGAGCUCCGCUGAGUCACGAGUAUCUUGAUGAAAAUCUGGAACUUCUUGCUGGAGGGUGUGAUUCGAAUUUGAGAAAGCAGAUUGAAAACGCAAACUUGUUUGACGUUCCAGUAGUGGUAUGUGUCAAUAAGUUCUCAACUGACACAGAGAAUGAGCUGAAAAUGGUGGUUGACAAGGCUCUAUCACACGGUGCCAAGAAGGCUGUGGUGUCGUCGCACUGGGCCGAAGGAGGUGCCGGAUCAGUGAAACUCGCAGAGGCCAUAAUUGAUGUAACUUCCGGACCAAAUCCUCAUUUCAAACUUUUGUAUCCAUUGGAAAUGUCGCUCGAGGAUAAGAUCACUAAGAUUGCCCGCGAAAUUUACGGUGCCGACGGAAUUGAGCUGUCGGAAGAAGCGAGAAAGAAGCUGGAUCGUUACACACAGCAAGGAUUCGGGAAAUUGCCCAUAUGUAUGGCUAAGACACACUUAUCGCUCUCACAUGACCCUACGAAAAAAGGAGCUCCAACAAACUUUACGUUACCAAUUCGUGAUGUACGUGCUUCUGUUGGUGCUGGAUUUAUAUAUCCAUUGGUUGGAGAGAUGACUACAAUGCCUGGUCUUAGCACUCGUCCAUGCUUCUUCGAUAUUACCAUCGAUGUGGAGACGGAACAGAUUGAUGGACUCUUCUAA
Molecule: messenger RNA, 2025 nt
Organism: Necator americanus (New World hookworm)
Lineage: Eukaryota; Metazoa; Nematoda; Chromadorea; Rhabditida; Ancylostomatidae
Exons: 16
Coding region: 1-2025 (674 amino acids)
Molecular function (GO): formate-tetrahydrofolate ligase activity; ATP binding
Source: RefSeq, a predicted model, not a curated record